This is a messenger RNA of Gracilinanus agilis (Agile Gracile Mouse Opossum), 3176 nucleotides long. It is a transcript of the gene CLIP2, whose product is annotated as CAP-Gly domain containing linker protein 2. Bases 1 to 2979 code for a protein of 992 amino acids. Gene Ontology annotation, molecular function: microtubule plus-end binding. Gene Ontology annotation, biological process: cytoplasmic microtubule organization. Gene Ontology annotation, cellular component: cytoplasm; microtubule plus-end; nucleus. The transcript has 16 exons. NCBI's taxonomy places the organism in Eukaryota, Metazoa, Chordata, Mammalia, Didelphimorphia, Didelphidae. The record is from RefSeq and is a predicted model, not a curated record.
AUGACGUCACCAACUACGUUCCGCCCCCGACGCAGGAGCGUGUCCCGAGGCGGAGGCUCCGACCUUGCCUCCGGGCGUGUUUUCGCCCCGGGCGUGGACAAUGGAGAGCGGCUACAAAGGAGGCUUGUUUGCUCGGGCUACGGAGGCCGGCCUGGGAAACGGCACCCUUUAAUGACCGGCUCGCCCGCCUCGCUCCCGCCCGGGCUUACCGCCUUUGAGCCUAGGGGAGCAACAUGGCGCCCCGGAGCCUGGGCUGGGGGCUCCCCGGAAGCCGCCUCCCCCACUGCCCGGGCUCGGGCCGAGCCGCCCGGCGGAGCCAUUCCUGCUUUUGAAAGGGGAGGGGACAGAAGCGGCGUUUGGACCGGCUCCGCGGGCUCCGGGCGCCGAGCCCAGGACUUCUCCCGGAGAGUCCUCCAAGCCUCGCCACGACCAGCCCCGCAAGGUAGGUGCCGCCGUUCCACGCCGAACACUCGAGGAAACCAAGCAGAGGCUCCACGACUUGCCCGGGUUGCGGUUGGCGGGACGAAGACGGGCGUUGUGCGCUACGUUGGGGAGACAGACUUCGCAAAGGGGGAGUGGUGUGGCGUGGAGCUGGACGAGCCCCUCGGGAAGAACGAUGGGGCUGUGGCAGGGACCAGGUACUUCCAAUGUCCCCCGAAAUUUGGUCUCUUUGCCCCCAUCCACAAAGUUAUCCGGAUUGGCUUUCCAUCUACUAGUCCAGCCAAGGCCAAGAAGAGCAAGAGGAUGGCGAUGGGUGUCUCAGCUUUGACCCACAGUCCCAGCAGCUCCUCCAUCAGCUCAGUCAGCUCUGUGGCCUCUUCUGUUGGAGGCCGGCCCAGCCGUAGUGGCUUGUUGACAGAGACAUCCUCCCGCUAUGCCCGCAAAAUCUCAGGCACCACGGCCCUACAGGAGGCUCUCAAGGAGAAACAGCAGCACAUUGAGCAGCUCCUAGCUGAACGGGACCUGGAGCGGGCCGAAGUGGCUAAGGCCACAAGCCACAUCUGUGAAGUAGAGAAGGAGAUCGCCAUCCUGAAGGCUCAGCAUGAGCAGUAUGUUUCAGAAGCGGAAUCCAGUCUCCAACGGGCCCGGGCAUUGGUGGAGAGUGUGCAGAAGGAGAAGGUGGACUUACUCAACCAGCUGGAAGAGGAAAAGAGGAAAGUAGAAGAUCUCCAAUUCCGUGUCGAAGAAGAAUCCAUCACUAAGGGAGACCUGGAGACUCAGACGCAGCUGGAGCAUGCUCGCAUUGGAGAGUUAGAGCAGAGCCUGCUGUUUGAGAAGGCUCAGGCAGAAAAGCUGCUCAGAGAGUUAGAGGACAAUCGGAUGACGACGGUGGCCGAGAAGUCGAGGAUCCUCCAACUGGAGGAGGAGCUGAGCCUCCGGCGAGGGGAGAUCGAGGAGCUUCAGCAGUGCCUGAGGCAGGCAGGCCCCGCGGACCCCUCAGACACCAGUCCGUCCUCCGAGGCCCUGCGGCUCAGGGAGCAGCUUCUGUCCGCCAGCAAGGAGCACCAGAAGGAGAGCGGGCUGCUCAAGGACAAGUACGAGAAGGCCCUGAAGGCCUACCAGCACGAGGUGGAGAGGCUGAAGGCCACCAACGAGAAAUACGCGCAGGAGAUUGUGGACCUAAAGCAGAAGGUGCAGCAGGCCACCAGCGAGAACAUGGGACUGAUGGACAACUGGAAGUCCAAGCUGGACACGCUGGCUUCCGACCACCAGAAGUCACUGGAGGACCUGAAGGCCACUCUCAACUCGGGCCCCAACACCCAGCAUAAGGAGAUCGUGGAGCUGAAGGCUGUCAUGGAGAGCAUCAAGAUGGAGCACCAGCUGGAGCUGGGCAACCUGCGAGCCAAGCACGACAUCGAGACCGCCGUCCUGGCCAAGGAGAAGGAGAGCCUCCUUGGGAAGCUGGAGCAGGCCCGUGAUGAGCUGGAGGAGGUGCGCCAUCACUGGAAAGCCCAGCUGGAAGCCAGGUCCAACCAGCACCAGCUGGAGCUCCAGGAGGCCAAGGACCAGUGCAGGGACGCCGAGCUACGGGCCCGAGAGCUCGGCAAGCUGGACGGCGAAUGUAAGGAGCAGGCCCAGGCCAUCGAUUUCCUGAAGGAGCAGAUCUCCCUGGCGGAGAAAAAGAUGUUGGACUAUGAGGCAUUGCAGAGGACGGAGGCCCAGAGCAAACAGGAAAUCCAGAGGUUACAGGAAAAACUCUUGGUGGCAGAGAACAAACUUCAGGCCAUGGAAUCCCUCUGUUCUUCUCAGCACUCUGAUGUGAUCGAGACAAACGACAUUUCAGAAGAGAAGAUCAGAAUGAAACAGAACAUGGAGGACCUACAAGACAAGCUGAGUAAGAGGGACAAAGAGGUGGCAUCCUUGGUAUCACAGACCGAGAUGCUCAAGGCCCAAGUAAGUGCACUGGAAGGCAAGUGUAAAUCAGGAGACAAGAAGGCAGAUGCCCUCCUGAAGGAGAAGAAGAGGCUUGAAGCGGAACUGGAGGCCGUGUCCCGGAAGACCCAUGAUGCCUCUGGGCAGCUGGUGCUCAUUAGCCAGGAGCUCCUGAAAAAGGAACGGAGUCUGAAUGAACUACGGUCCCUGCUGCUUGAGGCCAAUCGUCACUCCCCGGGGCCUGAGAGGGACCUGAGCCGAGAGGUACACAAAGCAGAAUGGAGGCUCAAGGAGCAAAAACUCAAGGAUGAUAUCCGAGGGCUGAGAGAGAAGCUAGUUGUGCUGGACAAAGAGAGAUCAGCAUCGGACCAAAGGCGCUAUUCCCUGAUUGACCCAUCCUCAGAGUCGGAGGUCCUCCGACUCCAGCAUCGCCUGGUCAGCACAGAGGACGUCCUUCGCAGUGCUCUGGAGCAGGGCCAGCAGAUGGAAAAGCUCAUGGAAGCCAUGAGGAGUUCCCCUGAGAAAUCCCAGCCCGUCAGCAAUUCUGGUUCUACCAAUGGGAUCCAUCAACAAGACAAGACUCGGAAACAAGAGGAGAAGCACUGACCCCCGAGAGGAGGAGGAGGAGGAGGAGAGAGAAGGUGCCCAUUCCACGCCCGGAUUCACUCGCUCGCAGGGCAGCCACGCACCCCACUGCCCACCUCCGGCUCCUCCGCCAGGCGCCUGGCCAACAUGGCCCCUCCUGAGACAGGAAUGGUGUUUGUAACCAUUGUGUGCAGACAGCCGUGCACAAUCCCCCUCCC